This is a messenger RNA of Cygnus atratus (black swan), 666 nucleotides long. It is a transcript of the gene MGST3, whose product is annotated as microsomal glutathione S-transferase 3. Lineage: Eukaryota; Metazoa; Chordata; Aves; Anseriformes; Anatidae. Gene Ontology annotation, molecular function: glutathione transferase activity; glutathione peroxidase activity. The record is from RefSeq and is a predicted model, not a curated record. The transcript is spliced from 6 exons. Gene Ontology annotation, cellular component: endoplasmic reticulum; membrane; nuclear envelope. Bases 112 to 543 code for a protein of 143 amino acids.
CGCCCCGCCUCGGGGCGCGGCCAAGCCCGGCCCCGGCCCCGCUCCGGCUCCGCUCCCGCCCCGGGCUGCUCCGCACCGCGCCUGAGCCGGGACCCGGUGUGCGGCACCAAGAUGGCUGUUCUCUCCAAAGAGUACGGCUACGUCAUCCUGACGGGGGCCGCCAGCUUCGUCCUGGUCACGCACCUCGCCAUGAAAGUGGCAAAGGCCCGCAAGAAGUACAACGUGGAGUACCCCACCAUGUACAGCACAGAUCCUGAGCAUGGCCGUAUAUUCAACUGCAUCCAGCGUGCGCACCAGAACACACUGGAAGUUUAUCCCUCCUUCCUGUUCUUCUUAGCCACUGGUGGCAUCUACCAUCCGCGGACUGCCACAGGGCUCGGCGUUGCCUGGAUCAUUGGGCGAAUCCUCUACGCCUACGGCUACUACACAGGAGAGCCAAAAAAUCGAAGGAGAGGGGCCAUCAGUUCCGCUGCACUCAUUGGACUGGCGGGCACAGGCGUGUAUUCAGCUUUCCAGCACCUUGGUUGGAUCUGCCAGGACUAACUGACCAUCGCGGUGGCUCCUUGGGAACCCAAAGGGAUUCUUGUUCUGUUUUCUUGUACAACAUUUCAUUGCCUGUUGGCUGUUUUUCUCCUCAUUCAAUAAAAUGAAGUUGUCAGUUCUGUA